Penaeus vannamei (Pacific white shrimp) is the source of this 1354-nucleotide messenger RNA. RefSeq lists its product as uncharacterized. The record is from RefSeq and is a predicted model, not a curated record. Gene Ontology annotation, molecular function: protein binding. Lineage: Eukaryota; Metazoa; Arthropoda; Malacostraca; Decapoda; Penaeidae.
GCCCUCGCCCGCCCGCCGUCGCCCAGUGCUCCGGUGCUUCGCUUGCUAGCAGGAAAUCGCUGUCCCUACGCCCACGCCCGCACGCCCAUCCCCGCCCCCAUGAAGAGAUUUGUGCUUCUCCUGUGUCUCGGCUUUGCUUCGGCCCUGGACUGCACGGGCGACGAGAUCGCGUGCACGAGCGGCGAGAGAUGCGUCCCCUACCGGUACCUGUGCGACUCCGAUAACGACUGCGCUGAUGGCUCGGAUGAGAGUCCGGACCUCUGCUUGGCCUGGCGGAACACGCAGUGCGAGAAGGGCCAGGCACAGUGCCACGCCAACGGAGACGAUCAGUGCAUAAGCAUCGAGGCCUAUUGCCACCGAACUCAGCCUGCCUGCGAUGGAUCUCUCGACCGCCGCAUCUGCUCCAUCAUAAAGAACAAGAGCUUGGUUCCCCUGAGCUCCAUCCGGCUGCCUCCCUCCAACGACCCCGGCGUUGCGUACAACAAGAGCGUCGAACUUGGCUCCGAACUCCGCCUCAACCUGAACAGCACUCUCAGCCACCCAGACUGCCCGCGCUUCUAUACCCGGGUCGGCGGGCAGUGCCUCUCCGUGUUCUAUGUUGGCAGCUCGAGCUGGGGCGAGGCGCGGUCGUUCUGCAAGCACAUAGGCGGCGAUCUGCUCAGCAUCCAAAAUGUCAACCAUUAUGUCGAUCUCGUCAACCAUCUUGUCGAUAACCGCAUCACCAGCGACUUCUGGCUCGGCGGGAGGUACGAGGUGGACGACCUGAGCUGGACGUGGCUCGACGGGACCCCGAUGCCCCGCGGGACGCCCUUCUGGAGCCUCAGACGGUACGACUCCUGCAACCCGCGCAACGUGACGCUGACGGGGACGUCCGAGGUGCGAGAGGCGAACAAUGGCGAGUGCUACCACUACACGCAGGCGCCCGAGAACCCUCCGAAGGGCUUCUGCGCAGCCAUCACCUACGACAAGCACUUCUACAUGAGCGACGAGGACUGCCUGGCCGACAUGAGCCCCCUCUGCGUCACCGCUGUCUAAGAAAAGAACUCCUGCUCAUUUUUCCUUUCCCUCAAGAGGCCGAGAAUCUUUAAAAUUCACUUGCCGGGAAUGCACGAAGUUUGAAGGUUAAGAAAAAUGAAUUCAAUGCUUAAUGUAUAAUCAAAACGUAAAAGACGGGACUGAGAGGCGUGGUCAAAGGAGGUUUUUCUUUGGUUUUAUUUUACGAAGGAAAGAAGUUUUGGGACGCCCCGCCCCCAUGCUGGUGCGGAGGGUCGCCACUGAAUGUACCGCUCACCCUGUGUAUGUCUGUGCACGCAGUACUUUCACUAUGCACUUGCAAAUAAAAGAUUGUGGAAUG